Messenger RNA from Meloidogyne enterolobii, 575 nucleotides. The record is from the annotation of a GenBank genome assembly. Lineage: Eukaryota; Metazoa; Nematoda; Chromadorea; Rhabditida; Meloidogynidae.
UGAAAGAAAUUUAAAUUUAGCCCAACAAAAAAUUGUUGAUCAAUUGCUUGAAGCUGGGGGAAUAUUUAAUUCUUUAGAAAAUAAUUUGGGUGGAGGAAAUGAUGAAUUGGGGCAAUUAAUGGCACAAUUAAUUAGUGGAAGCAAUAAUAGAAAUGAAACAGAAUUGCAAGCAGCACAGUUAGCUCAACAUUUAGUUGCUGCUACAACUGGAGGAAGUGGUGGUGGUGGUGAUGUUUUGUCCCCCUCAUCUUCUCAACAACAAAUCUCAUUACUUGACCAACUCCAUUUACUGCAAAUGUUGGGAGGUAAUAACAACGCUUUAGCAGAAUUAUUUUCUGGACAACAUUUUGCAACAUCUUCAGGUCACGAACAACAACUUUUUGGUAGUGGAGGUGGAGGAAGUGGAGGAAAAUUUACAAGUGGUGGUAGUCCAAACAAGGACGAUACUUAUUGUGAAAUUUGUAAUAAAAAUCUUUGCAAUCGCUACUUUUUAAAAAUACAUAUGAAUAAAAAACAUGGAAUUGGUGGCGAAAGAGUGGUCUCCAGUCAAGCUCGGAAACAGCAACUUUUUUAAU